Molecule: messenger RNA, 1086 nt
Organism: Nakaseomyces glabratus
Lineage: Eukaryota; Fungi; Ascomycota; Saccharomycetes; Saccharomycetales; Saccharomycetaceae
Gene: PSA1
Product: mannose-1-phosphate guanyltransferase
Biological process (GO): GDP-mannose biosynthetic process
Cellular component (GO): cytoplasm
Molecular function (GO): GTP binding; mannose-1-phosphate guanylyltransferase (GTP) activity
Source: RefSeq, a predicted model, not a curated record
AUGAAAGGUUUAAUUCUAGUUGGUGGAUAUGGUACUAGAUUGAGGCCAUUGACUCUAUCUGUUCCAAAACCCCUGGUCGAAUUCUGUAACAGGCCAAUGAUUUUGCAUCAAAUUGAGGCUCUAGCUGAAGCUGGUGUAACUGAUAUUGUUUUGGCUGUUAAUUACAGACCAGAAGUAAUGGUUGACACGCUGAAGAAAUAUGAGAAGGAAUAUGGCGUGAACAUCACCUUUUCUGUUGAGACAGAACCUCUAGGAACCGCAGGUCCAUUAAAAUUGGCAGAGAAAAUUCUGAAAAAGGACAACUCUCCAUUUUUUGUCCUCAACUCUGAUGUAAUCUGCGAGUACCCAUUCAAAGAACUUGCCGAAUUCCAUAAAUCACAUGGCGGUAAAGGAACAAUUGUUGCUACAAAGGUCGAUGAACCUUCCAAAUAUGGUGUUAUUGUUCAUGACUUGGGUACUCCAAAUUUGAUUGAUAGAUUUGUUGAAAAACCAAAGGAAUUCGUUGGUAACAGAAUUAAUGCUGGUUUAUAUAUUUUAAACCCAGAGGUCAUUGAUUUGAUAGAGAUGAAACCAACUUCCAUAGAAACAGAGACUUUCCCAAAGUUGGUGAAUGAAAAGUCCCUGUACACUUUUGAUUUAGAGGGUUUUUGGAUGGAUGUCGGUCAACCAAAGGAUUUCCUGGCUGGUACAGGACUCUAUCUACAAUCUUUGUCAAGAAGACAUCCAGAGAAAUUAUCGACCGGAAGCAAUAUUGUCAGCAACGCCAUCAUUGACCCAACGGCCAAAAUAUCUCCUGAUGCCAAAAUUGGUCCAGAUGUUGUAAUUGGUCCAAAUUGUGUCAUUGGUUCAGGUGUAAGAAUUGUUAGAUCAGUACUUCUAAAGAAUUGUGUGGUCAAGGAAAAUUCCUUAAUCAAAGACACUAUUGUGGGCUGGGAUUCUACCAUUGGCAGAUGGUGCCGUCUAGAAGGUUGUGCAGUACUUGGUCAUGAUGUUGCAGUCAAGGAUGAAGUUUAUGUGAAUGGUGCUAAGGUUUUACCUCACAAGUCGAUUUCUGCCAACGUUCCCUCCGAAGCUAUUAUUAUGUAA